Molecule: messenger RNA, 4773 nt
Organism: Fundulus heteroclitus (mummichog)
Lineage: Eukaryota; Metazoa; Chordata; Actinopteri; Cyprinodontiformes; Fundulidae
Product: GTPase IMAP family member 8
Exons: 6
Coding region: 160-2739 (859 amino acids)
Molecular function (GO): GTP binding
Source: RefSeq, a predicted model, not a curated record
UACGCUUUAUUCCCUGACUGCGCACAGCGACGGUGGAGACUUGGCAGCAAAAUAUGCCCAAAAACGUUUUAUUCCUUCUACUCUUUUACACCAUAUAACUUUUGCACUCAGACCUGAGCAGAGCAGACCAAAGGACACAUUUUAAAAAGAGAAGACCAGAUGGAAGAAAAAAUGGAAAGCCGUCUUGAAAAGACGGGUAGUGCCGUCCUACCAGAGGCGAGAAUCAUCCUGAUCGGUGGCCGGUGGGCAGGCAAGAGUUCCUCUGGUAACACCAUUCUGGGAGGGGAAAGGUUUGAAUGUGGACGAGCCAGAACAACUCAGGUAGAAGUGAGGCAGGGACUCGUUCACGGCAGGAACCUGACCGUGGUCGAUGCUCCGGGUUGGAGCAGCUCCCUCUCCCUCUCCGACAUCCCAGAGGGGGAGAAACGAAGCUUUAAACUACACGCAUCCAAGAGUCCACCCGGGCCUCACGUUUUCCUCCUGGUCCUCCCUAUCGACUCAGCUUUCACGCAGGAGCGGAGGACCACUGUAGAGGAGCACAUGAAGCUGCUGGGGGAGCGGGUUUGGCCAUUCACCAUGGUGCUGUUCACCUGUGGAGAUUACCUUGGGGAGAAAACUAUAGAGCAGCACAUUGAGAGCGAGGGAGAGGCCCUCAAGUGGCUGAUAGGAAGGUGUGGGAACAGGUAUCAUGUGUUCAAUAACAAGGACAGAGCCAACUCGUCUCAGGUCUCGGUACUCCUGGAGAAGAUUGACGAGAUGACGCAGCACAACGGUGGAGCUUAUUACAAAAUAGAUGAACAGAUGUUUCAGAUCAUCACAGAAAAGCAGCAACUUGUCGCCCGGAUGGCGAAGGAGAGAGAGACAAAGGCUCAGGAGCAAAGACAACACAGGAUAAAUCUUAUUCCAGAGAAGAGGUCAAUCCCCAAACUCCAGAUGAUUCUCUUGGGAAGCCGAAACGUUGGGAAAACCUCAGUGGGGAACACCCUCCUGGGCCUCAAAGAACAGGAAGACGGGAAACGGACAGCGAACUCGGUCGUUCGCAGAGGGUUUGUAGAUAAAACUGACGUUACUCUCGUCGACACGCCGGGCUGGUGGAAAGGCUUCUCUGCCUGUGACACUCCAGAAGCCAUCAAAGAAGAAAUAAUCCACAGCCUGUUCCUGUGCCCCCCUGGACCUCACAUCUUCCUGUUAGUGAUAGAUGCUGAUGCAUCCUUCCACAACAAAAACCUAAAAGCGGUUAGAUCACACCUGCAGCUUCUCGGAGAGGGAGUCUGGAAGCACGCCAUGAUAGUUUUUACCAGAGGAGACUGGCUGGGAGCAAAAUCCAUAGAGGAGUACAUCGAAGGAGAGGGGGAGGCCCUACGGUCUUUAGUGGACCAAUGUGAAAACAGAUACCAUGUCAUCAACAACAAGAAAGAAAACGAUAGCAGGCAAAUUACAGAACUGAUGGAGAAAAUCACCGAAACUGUGGCUGAAAAUGGCUGGAGCUAUUUUGCUCCCGACCAGCAAGUGCUUGUCACCAUCCAAGAGAGACGGAAACGCGUGGAGGAGGCAGCAAGGCUGAGGCAGGAGCAGGUCCAAGCCAUGAGGAACUCUGCAGGAACCAGGAAGAAGUUGGAUGCUUUGAAGGUUGUUCUGCUUGGCCAGAAGACAUUUGGGAAGAGCGCAACAGGAAAUACGAUCCUGCGUAGAGAAGCGUUCGCGUCCCAUGAGACCGAGCAGUGCCGGGCAGAGAUUGGAAUGGUAGAUGGCAGACAGAUCACUGUGGUGGACACACCGGGUUGGUGCGGACAGUUGUCCCGCUGCACCGAAGCGCUGGACAAAGAAAUAGCUAACGGCCUAUCCAUGAGUCCGUCAGGUGUUCACGCAGUUCUGCUGGUGGUUCCUUUAUCCCUGCCCUUCGGAGAUCUGCAGCAAGAGGCUGUGAAAGAACACGUGAACCUUUUUGGCUCCGGGGUCUGGAAACACACAAUAGUUCUGUUCACUUAUGGAGAUAAACUGGCGGACAGGUCUGUGGAGGAGCACAUGGAGGGGGAGCAUCAGUCUCUGCGCUGGUUGGUGGACCAGUGUGAGAACAGGUACCACACGAUAAGCAACGCGAGGAAAAGCGAUACGGCUCAGGUUACAGAGCUGUUUGAGAAGAUAGAGGAAAUGGUGGCGGGAAACGGAGGCCAGCUUUUCUGCCCGGACAUGGAUGAGACCCAUCAAAGAAUCUUGGAGAAAGCCCGUAGGAGGGAGCUGAAAAACGUGCUGAAGCAAGAACUGGCGAGCGAGUACAGAAAGAGAGAGCUGGAGCUCAUGAUGGGCUUCAGGGAAACCCUUAAAGAGCUCCAAGCGGACAUACAAACUUCUGCGGUGGCCACUAAACCCAAAUUAGCCACUGAUGAUCUGGCCAUCAAGAAAACCAAUGUUACUUCUCAUAGACAAAACGAUAUAAAGGAUGAGACGGAGACAUUAGAAGCCAAAAUCGGCAGAGAAAUCGAGAAGCUGAAUAAGGAGAUAAUGAAAUCCUCAGGUCAUCUUCGGAGCAGCAUGGACGCCUUGUUUCCCGAUUUGGCUGGCGACAGUUCAGCUCAGUCAGCUUCAUCAGACCAGAAAACAUCAAACAGCAACUUUGACAAAGUUAUGGGCUGGCUGUCCAAACUUGACGAAAAUCCGGAGAACCAGCUGACGCAAACGUCAGGAUACGUAUCUUUGCCACCACAGGACGAUGACAAGGUCUCCAUUGUGGAUGACUAGCUUUACAAAACACUUUCCAUUUGUUUAUGCAGCGAAUGGACAAUGGGGAUGGUGACUUGAAGGUAUGAUCCACCUGAUGAACAAGAUGGGCAGAUGGUCACAUUUAUACUUUUUAUACUGGAUGCUGGAAGCUAUUUUUUUCAUUUAGAAGGAUAAUAUUUUACUCAGCUCAAUGCAUUUCAUUGUAAGUUAUGGAUCAAACUUAUCAAAUUUGCUUUAACCAUAAUAGUUAUAUUAUCUUCUAUCCUUUGCUGUACUCUCCUUCCUAUUUGGUUUAAACUAAAUAUUGUAUCUAUGUUAAUAGAAGCUCAUUAAGUCAAAUGGAAUGGACUCAGACAUCUUGUGGACGAAUGGGAUUCAGGAUAACGACAGGUUGUGUUGGAAGACAUGUUCUAAAUGUUGCUUUUGAUUCAUCUCUGGUCAUAAUAGAAUGGAGAAAACCCCCCCAACAACAUUUGAGAUAUUUCUCUUUUCACAAACAAGGAGAUCAUUACUAUUUAUAGAUUUUUUUUUAGAUCUCUAGAUUCAAAUGUGGUCACCAUAAUAUGCAGGAAGCAUUUUACAACAACCCGAACACAGGAAUAUCUCCCCUGACUCCUUUUCAGCCGCUGGCAUCCUGCACCGAGCUGAACAAUAUUGAUCUCUAUGGCAACCCCAUCGGUCUAAAGGCAAAUAUCAAACCAGUGUUAGUCAAGCUGCUGAACUUCAGUCUCAGAACUCAUUCUUUGAGUUCCUGGAAUAAGCAGGAAAAACACCGUAGUGAUGUUUCUCUGCUCCCUCAGAGCCAAUUGUGUCUGAUUGGCCCUCACAUCCAGCAAUCCACCUCAAACCGUGGGGUUUUUUGCAGUGCAGGGCAUAAUCAAACUCCCUUUUUAGUCAGAGUUACCUGGAACAGGAAAAUAAAAAUAAAACCAUGCACUCACACUGCUCCGAUCUCUGAAGCCAGGCGCCUGGUCUGUGGUGAGAGCUGCUCCGUCGCGGCAGAGGCGACAGAGGUUCCAGGCAGCCACCGGUGCAAAGCGUAGCAGAGGUGCUUCAGGUCAAAAUGUGUAAAGUGAGCAGCAGCUACCAAACCUGCAGCGUGGCAUCAAAUUUCUCCACCUAGCACAACACACAGUGACCCUGACAAGGUGUAGUAUUAGCUUCAAGUAUAGAAGCAACAACUCUCAAAUGAUGGUUCAAAAACAGCUGUUAAUGAGCAAAUAAACAUGCAGGCAUGGACAUUUUUGGUUAAAAACACCCAAAAAUUUGGCAGCGUCUAUAAAACGGAGCAGAUGAAAUUGUCACACUUGCCUCGUUUUAGAGCUGACCCUCCAGCAGCAGGAAGAUGUUCAUGAGGAAGCGUUCCAUUUUCCAGUGUCUCUUAAGACCUCCUCUGGUGCACUCAGCAACAAUGUUGGAGGCAAUGUGGACAGAUGAAUGCCAGUCACUCUCAUAUAUUUUGGCAAUGUACAAAAAUACAAAGUUGUUCAGGCUAUAGAAGAAAUUAUUGGUUACAAGAUACCCAAGGACCCACCUGUUGUUUACUUGGGCUGGCUGGAGAGUGAAGAGAUACACAGGGAAGACAUUUAUCUCCUCAAAAUCCUGAUAGUGGCAGCUAAAAAGGCGGUUACCAGAAAAUGGUUAAAAAGUGAUCCUCCACAUCUGACGCAGUGGAUAUCAAUAGUGGAGGAAAUCUUCACUAUGGAGAAAAUGACCUAGCGCCUACAGAUCAAGUCCAAACACAUGAAAUAACACUGUAGAAAAUGGCUUGAUUACAUAAAUCGGAAAGGACUUACCCUCAAUUAGACUGGAACACCAGACAAAACUACAUAAGACCUGCGCGACCUUUGUUGUCCUUCUUUCUUUUUUUUUUUUGUUCUAUGCAAACCUGAAGAACACUAAAUAAAAAGUAAAAAAAACCUCCUCUGGUGGGAAACUGAGAGCAAUUUCAUGGGUGUUGUGUCAUACGAAGGGCUACCAGUACUGAUCUUUGAACUCGAAGAGUCCGAGUUCACCUUAAAUUUAUGUAAAAUAAACACAUUUUUCAUGGUU